AUGCAUUUGCCUUUCAACAAGUUCUGGGAGCGAGAUCGCACGGAAUUCCCUGGAGUCGUCGUAUCCCUUUCGACUAGCCCUGCGCAACCCCAGCCCGAUCCUACUAACGAGAAGAAUGGCCAUCCCGAGGACAAAAGUAUCGAUAAGGCAUCUACUGACUCUGAAAAGGGCAUCCGCGCUGUUCCCCUGCCUGACUCAGGUCCUAUGACUCUGGAGUCUCUCAGGGCCCAGAUAUUGUCAGAGUUGGAUGCCGACAGUAAAAACACCCCCUAUGACAUCAAAUCAAAAGUAAUCAACAGAGCAAUUCAAGACAUCGGUAUGGGCCGAUAUCAGUGGGAGCUGUUUGUACUAUGUGGCUUUGGGUGGUUAGCGGACAAUCUCUGGCUCCAGGGUGUUGCCCUAACUCUGACUCAAGUCGCCAUCGAAUUCGGCGUCUCCCAGACCCGUGUCCGAUUCACGACAUGUGCUCUUUUCCUGGGUCUCUGUCUCGGUGCUUCAUUCUGGGGAAUAGUCUCAGAUGUUGUCGGACGUCGUCUGGCGUUCAACACCACUCUGUUCCUGGCCGGUGUAUUUGGAAUCGCAGCUGGAGCCGGCCCGACAUGGGUUGGUGUUUCCGGUCUGUUUGCCUGUCUUGGUCUUGGUGUUGGCGGAAAUCUGCCCGUUGAUGGCGCUCUUUUCCUCGAGUAUCUGCCCUUCGCAUCUGCGAAUAUGUUGACAAUGCUCAGUGUGUGGUGGCCUGUCGGGCAACUUAUUUCCAGUCUCCUGGCCUGGGCCUACAUUCCCAACUUUUCUUGCUCCGCUGACCUUCCGUCCUGCCACAAAGUAGCCGACGGGGUUGCCUGCUGCAGGAAGGAGGACAACAUGGGUUGGCGGUAUUUCACAUAUACCCUGGGCGCUCUGACAUUUUUAAUGUGGAUGUGCCGGUUCUUCAUCUUCCAUCUCUACGAGUCUCCCAAGUUCCUGCUAGCAAGGGGCAGACAGGAGGAGGCCGUUGCUACGGUCCAGGGUAUUGCGUACACGAACAAGACCCAGACUUGGUUGACCGUCGAAGUCCUUGACGAGAUCGGCGGCUAUCCUGAGGAAGGGACCAGUCAGUCACUGAGUAUCAAGGAAAUUAUUGAGAGGAAUUUGUCAAAAUUCUCGUUCCAGAGAAUUGCACCGCUCUUCGAGACAAAGAGACUUGCGAUUACAACAAUCCUCCUCUGGAUCUGCUGGUCCACGAUCGGAAUGGGUUAUCCCCUCUUCAACGCUUUCCUCCCUCAGUACAUCUCCGAAUCGGCCUCCACUAACAUCACCUACCGCAACUACGCUAUCACCUCUGCAGUCGGGGUCCCGGGCUCCAUCCUCGCCUGCUGGACCGUCGAAAUCAAAUACGUCGGCCGAAAGGGCACCAUGGCCAUUGCCACCGUCAUCACGGGUGUUCUUCUCUUCUGCUUCACGGUCAACACCGAUCCCAACGUCCAACUCGUCUGCAGUUCUCUCGAGGCCUUCUUCCAGAAUAUCAUGUAUGGCGUGCUCUACGCCUACACACCCGAAGUCUUCCCCGCGCCUGUCCGUGGCACGGGGACGGGUGUGUCUAGUUUCUUCAACCGUCUCUGCGGACUUUGUGCGCCCCUUGUCGCGAUUUACGGGGGUGAUUCUGAUCCCAAGGCUCCUAUUUACGCGUCGGGUGGGUUGAUGCUUGCUGCUUUUGUGACAAUGUUGUUGUUGCCUAUUGAGACGAGGGGAAGGCAGAGUAUGUAAAUUGCAUGUAGACUGGACGCAUGCAUGUAUGCACCUCGUAUGUAUGUGGGUGUCCUUUGGAUAUCCAGGAGGAUUAGGGAUGUACCUUUCUUGGUUAUAUCUAUACUAUACCCUUUUGGUGUUUUGUUUAUACAAAUGCCUUCAUGGCCUUGCCAUGUCAUGUCAUGUCAUGUAUUGACGCUUUUGAUAAUAACAAAAAAGAAAUAUAGCUUGCUUUGGUUACUCUCUUUGUUGCUUCUUAUACCCUUGCUUGAUAUGUACAUACAUGUCUGGGAUAGGUAACUGGGAAUAUUUGUUAGGAUGUUCUAUAGUCUGAGAGGAGUGAGUGUACUGAUCCAAG
This is a messenger RNA of Monascus purpureus, 2083 nucleotides long. The record is from the annotation of a GenBank genome assembly. NCBI's taxonomy places the organism in Eukaryota, Fungi, Ascomycota, Eurotiomycetes, Eurotiales, Aspergillaceae.